ACUACUGGAUGGCGCUACACCGGUCCGACACGAAAAUGUUUCCCGGAAGAAACACCGACUGCGCUUCAGUUGUUCCGUAAAAGGGGGAAACAACCAAUGCAGUCUUGCUUUACAGCCAAUAUCUGACAUCGACUAGUGAUCAACCUCUCGGCUGGAACAUCGGAGUUCCAACCGCCCUGCACUGGCACAUCCAGCGCGUCUGACCCGGGAGGCAUGAGCAGGGUGUGGGUGUGCUGACCGCCUGGUACCGAGUUCACCUGUUUGUGUUGCUGCCGCUGCUGAUGGAGAACAUCGAGGAUCCGUCGCCCCUCCGGAUCACCCCGACCGUCCGGGCGCUGAGCUCCGCUCUGCGGGGGAAGCGAGACUCCGGCCGGGGGAACGGCGACAGGGUGUUCCCCGAACCGGAGAAGCUCUGGUUCAAGGAGAGCAGCGCGAAAAACCUCCGGAACAGAGACUUCUUGUCGCCGACCACGAUGCUCAACACGCUGUAUGCGGACGGACAGGUCCCUCCAGUGGUGAUGUCCAGAGUCCUGUCCCUUCGUGGCAGUGGUGUCCUCCCUGUAGCCGGUGGGGAGGUGAUGGGUGAGGGUCUGAGGGUGAGGGUGGACCGGGCUGCAGCUUUCAGGACCGUCUUGGCGGGUGGAGCGACUGAAUACCUGAAGCCGUCCAGUCAGAGGCAGGGCUGCGUGGUGCUCAACUGUCCGGCACUGCACCCAAAACCCAACACACCCACACCGGAUACCCUGGGUCUGGGCCAGCUGAGGACGGUGCUGCUGGCCGACCACAUGGGGGCGCUGCUGAGAAGACAGGGAUUUGCAGUUUCCAUCUGCCCCACGCUUCCCAAAGACAGUGACAUCAACGCCUUCCUCCGAGCUCUGGGUGUUGAUUGGCCGACGGCUCCAGCCAACUGGACCAAUGAGGAACGGGAGGAGAAGAUCCAGGAGGCGCUGGAGAGCUCACCAUACAGAGAGCAGGAAAUGGAGAGAGGCCGGAGGACCAGUGGAGGAGGAGUGAGGAGAGCUGAGGAGGGCAAGGACGAGGGAGUGCUGAGGGUCAACCUGAAACGGGCUUUCCAAGAAGAAGGGCUGCUGGGAUAUGACCCCAGCCUCGGUACCUGCACAGUUCACAGAGACAGCAUUUCCCACCUGGCGCAGCUGGACCUCUCCACAUCGGACUGCAAGGUCGCCAUAGUAACGGUGUUGCAUGUGACUUCGUGUCAGGAUGAGUUUCGCCAGCAGCAGAUAGCGAUGCUGUGGAGAGCGAGCGGGGCGACACACACGCAGAGACAUCUAGUGUGUGGGCCUGUGAAGACUCCUGGUUCUAACCUCACUGCUGCACAGUACCUGCAGCUGAGAAGAGGUCAGAUGAAGGAGGCCUCAGAGAUGAAGUAUGGAGAUCAAGUAGAAGGUCAAACGUGGGAUGACAUUAUCAAAGUGAUGACUUCUGCCACAGUCAGAUUUGAGCUGCUGUCAACAGUCCACACAAGUCCUGUGACACUGGACAUCCAGAGGGAAGGAGGCGUGUCGACCAAAGGGCCGCGAGGAGGAGUGUUUGUGAUGUACAACUGCGCCAGACUGCACACUCUGUUUGACAGCUACGAGAGAGGGGUGGAUAAGGGUUUAUACCCAGAAAUCCCUGAAGGCUCCCAGCUGGACUUCUCCUGUCUGAAAGAAGAGGGUGAGUGGCUUCUCCUGUUCAAUUACCUCGUUCCUUUCUCUGAACUGCUGGACCAAUCAGGCCAGGUGCUGGAUUGUGAAGGGGGAGGAGCCAGAGUCAACAUAAAGACUGAACAGAUCUGUAAAUUUCUCGUGUCUCUCAGUAAAGACUUCAGUUCGUAUUAUAACAGAGUCCAUGUGCUGGGGGAGCCUCUGCCUCACCUCUUCAACCAGAUGUUUUGUCGUCUGUACCUGCUGAGAGCGUUGAGGGAGCUCUACCACAGCGCUCUGGACACCCUCAACCUUCCCCCCAUCAGGCAACUAUAGCUUCAACACACUUUGCCCAUCCCACACUGUCAGCCCACCUCCCCAUUCACCCACCAACACACACAUAAAUGUUGUGAAUCCAGGUGACACACCUUUCUGUCAGCGUUACAGCUAAUGAUGACAUUUCAGCUUCCCACUGUGCUGCUUCUGUAUUUCCUUGUCGAUGUAACUGGACAUACUAUUAGUGUUUAAAUAUUUUUUAAAAAUGUCAUUACCCAUUGAUGCUGUCGUGUAAUGAGUGACUUUCCUGGAACAUUUUAGCUGUUUGUAUGCCUAAAACUUGCUUUCCUGCAAAUAGUUACAUAAGAGAAGUUAGACACCACUCGGAUGACUGUACAGUAAGUAUGAAUCUACCGUCAGCAGCUGGUUGACUUAGCUAAGGAUAAAGGCUGAAAAUGGGACUUGGCUCUGUAUCCAGGUGACACAUUCCACACACCUGCACCCUGUAAAGCUCAUUAAUUGAGAUAUUUAUCUUGUUUGCUUCUGAACAAAGUCUAAAAAUUAAAAUUCUGUGUUUUUAGAGGGUUGGACUCUGGAGUUGCCUCAAGACUCACAGAAUGUACUGGUGGUAUCAAUCCUGUCCUUUGUCUUUAAAAGAGAAGGCAGAUUUGGGUCAGACAUGCUGGCGAAGGUUUCCUCUGUAACGCAUACAAGGCAUUAGAGUUUUAACAGGCAAAUGGGCAAUAUCUGAGUUAAUGAAGUUUGGAGACCUUUUCCUGUUGAAUCCCUGCUUUUAUCAUGUGAUCCUACAUUAGACUUGUAUAUCCUUUAGCCCUCUGAACCCCACAAUCUGCCAGCAAGUUUGAAGGGCACGUUUGGUUUUUAAAGAAUCACCCAAAUUAUAUUUUAAAUCAGACUGAGAAACAAAUUAAAAACAUUCAAAAACCAAAAGGUAUCGUGUGGCAUAUGGUUCCAUCGUUAAAAAUAACCAAAUCUAGCUGAAAAUGGUGAUAUUCUAUUAAAAUCUUAUUAUUCUAAAUGUCAUUCCUAAAAAAUGAAAAGAAUAUAAGAUUUGCUCUAUCUAGCUUCUGUAAAAAAAAAAAAAAAAUUCUGCACUCAUUGGUGCAACUGAAAAGCUAUUAGUGACUCGGUUGCGACAGUCACCUCACUAUAAUUCAUGGACUUCUCAGCUCAAGCUAGGCUGAACUGCAGGCUGUGUUUACACUGGGCAGAGAGGAGACGCGUAUGAGAACGUACUAAAAAUGUACACUACCGUUCAAGAGUUUGGGGUCACUUCAAAGUGCCCACAUUUUUGAAAGAAAAGCAGUUUCUUUCAGUGAAGAUAACUAAACAAUAAAUAAACAGUAAAUAAAUUAAUAAUACAGAAACAAAGAGAUAAAAUUUUGUUUAUGGCAUUGUAACUUUCAUGCUAUAAGGACGACAUUUUGAAUUUUGUCUAAGAUGCUAUCAAGAACUUUAGGUUUAACAUCAUGCUCAGAAUUAACAUUAGUGAAACUACUUUGUUUGAUCAUGAAAAAGAAUUCACCUUUUAGAUGAUUUACUAUCACAGUGGAGUAGUGGUUACCACUUUCGCCUUGCAGCAAGAAGAUCCCCGGUUCAAAUCCUGGGCUGGGCCUGGGAUCUUUCUGCAUGGAGUUUGCAUGUUCUCCCUGUGCAUAUGUGGGUUUUCUUCGGGCACUCCGGCUUCCUCCCACAGUCCAAAAAUAUGCUGAGGUUAAUUGAUAACUCUAAAUUGUCCGUAGGUAUGAAUGUGAGUGUGAUUGUUUGUCUGUAUAUGUAGCCCUGCAUCAGACUGGCGACCUGUCCAGGGUGUCCCCUGCCUUCACCCGAGUCAGCUGAGAUAGGCUCCCGCAACCCCAGUGAGGAGAAAGCGGUGUAUAGACAAUGGAUGGAUGGAUAUUAUCACUAUCAGAGAGUGGAAUUUUAUCAUGCCAAAGCCUAAGCAGACGUAGGUGGAAAGGAAUUUGUGACAUGGAAAAAUGCGAUCGAUCAUUCGUUUAUGUGGUCAACAGAGUGUUUCAGAUGGCUGUUAGUAUUCAGUGCAGUGGAGCAUCAGGUCCUCAGGCAGGACACAAGUGAGAUCAGCCCCGGUAGAGGAAGGGAUGGAGACAGAAAAAAGGCUUGUUGGUUUUUUUUCCCCAAAGGUUAUGGGGGUGGGUUUGGGGAAGGGGUCACAUUUCAGUUAUACGUUACAAAUGGAACUGGCGGGCCUGAUUUUGAGGCUUUGUGUUCAUUUCUUCUUGGGUUUUGCCUCCAGGGGCUGGCCAUUGUGCUGUUCCCAUAGAGGUGCAGGACUUUAUAUUGAGUAACAGUGAAUAAAAAAUGCAACAGGAGCAAGUAUCGCACAGAAACUGUUCGGGGCUCAGAGGGUUAAUCCAACAAUCCACAAAGCUAUCUUAGAUUCUAGAGAAUUUUAAUAUGAUUUUGGUGCCAAAAUAGCAUAAAUCCCCCAAUUGUAGUGAAACUUAAUCACCGUUUUAAAUAAAUGGCCUUAUUAUUGUGUUGCCACCCCACUACUUAAUGUCCCUGAAGUCUUUACAACCUAUGUAAGUGUCUUAGUCACUGCCUAAAGCAGCGAAAAUCUCACUGUUUAUGAGCCUUGUUCAACCCCAUGCCAUGUACGUUAACCACCUAUUUAUCAGUGCCAUACAAAUAUUUAUUGUCACUUUUUUUCUAAAAAAAAAAAGCUCUGUACAGAAUAUAUAUAUAUAUAUAUAUAUAUAUAUAUAUAUAUAUAUAUAUAUAUAUUCUGUAUGAGUCUUAAUUGCUGUGUUCUUAUUAAUAUUCAGAACCUUUAUAAUUAGUUAUCCUGCUUGACAAAUCACAGAUGUUAGUACACAGCUGUUUUGACAAAAAUAGUACAUUCGCAGUAUUUAGGGCAUCGUGCCAUAAUGUUAGGAAAUGCAUGAAAUGGCAUGAAAAUAAUAUAUACACGAGUUUUAUGCCAAAAAAUGUUAUUUAUAUAUUUUGAGAUGAUCCUUAAUCAUGUCUGAAAUGUGACCUACCGUCUGUUAAAAUGUGCCAUAGGUUGUUUUAUCUUAUGCUGUAUGUUAAUUUAUACGAUUUUUUUAUGUGAAAAUCUCACAACUGGACAACAAAUAUGUUACAACCUCACUUUUCACUGCAUGAAUUGUUCUUGGACACCUGUAAAUGUUUGAAUCAUUGAAUGAUUUUCUCCUUUGUUUUUUACAUUUUAUUUCCUAUUUAAAAAAAUACAGGGAAAGAGAUGUUUACAAUAUGCUGAUUUAUUCACUGUAACUGUCUUGCAGUCACCACAGUAUUAAAGCAGUGGAUACAAAGAAAAAAGGGAA
Acanthochromis polyacanthus (spiny chromis) is the source of this 5254-nucleotide messenger RNA. RefSeq names its product DALR anticodon binding domain containing 3 (gene dalrd3). Gene Ontology annotation, biological process: tRNA C3-cytosine methylation; arginyl-tRNA aminoacylation. Bases 282 to 1982 code for a protein of 566 amino acids. Gene Ontology annotation, molecular function: arginine-tRNA ligase activity; ATP binding; tRNA binding. Lineage: Eukaryota; Metazoa; Chordata; Actinopteri; Pomacentridae. The record is from RefSeq and is a predicted model, not a curated record. The transcript has 13 exons.